Clonostachys rhizophaga is the source of this 498-nucleotide messenger RNA. The record is from the annotation of a GenBank genome assembly. Lineage: Eukaryota; Fungi; Ascomycota; Sordariomycetes; Hypocreales; Bionectriaceae.
AUGGUGGCCAUCAAGCAGAUCGUCCUCGCCGGCGUCGCCAUGUUCGGCAUGAUCCAGAACGUUGCCGCAUUUGCCCCCGCCGAGAGCUCCAUGGCCCUGAACAGGCGAUACAUCGAUGAAGAUCUCCCCUUCGAGGUCCGAGCCGUCCUGGACGGCAGCCAUCCCGAGGUGGCUGUCAUCAACAAGCGAUUAUUCGUGGGCAUGGCUCUCAAGGCCGGCCGUAAGAUCCUCGGUGCCGGUGUCAAGGCUCUCUCCCGCCACAAGCGUGACGUCGAUGACGAGAUGGUCAUGGCGGUCCGCGAUAUCAUGGAUGACACUCCUCUUGUUGAGUUCCAGGUCCGCACCCUGGAUGAGGAUCUCCCCGUGGAGGUUCGUGCCGUCCUGGAAGACAGCCACCCCGACCUGGUCAUGGUUAACAAGCGAUUGUUUGUGGGAAUGGCUCUCAAGGCUGGCCGCAAGAUCCUCGGCGCCGGUGUCAAGGCUCUUUCCCGCCAUUAG